Molecule: messenger RNA, 5374 nt
Organism: Dicentrarchus labrax (European seabass)
Lineage: Eukaryota; Metazoa; Chordata; Actinopteri; Moronidae
Gene: acsl3b
Product: acyl-CoA synthetase long chain family member 3b
Exons: 15
Coding region: 330-2465 (711 amino acids)
Biological process (GO): long-chain fatty acid metabolic process; long-chain fatty-acyl-CoA metabolic process; neuron differentiation
Cellular component (GO): endoplasmic reticulum; plasma membrane; lipid droplet
Molecular function (GO): long-chain fatty acid-CoA ligase activity
Source: RefSeq, a predicted model, not a curated record
UCCAUAGCUUCCGGGCUGGCAGGGCUCAGAUUUACAAUUUUACUCCAUUUUUUUUAUCCGUUUUUAUGACAGACCUGGAGUUGUGAUUUAUAGCCAAAUACACAGUGUUGAUAGACAAUCUCAAUGUAAUGUCCGAGCUCUGGGUGGAGGGUUAAAUAAAGGUCCACUCCCGCAGCGACGCAGGCGGAGCGCUGGAGGAAAGAGGUCUGGUUGUCUUGCUGCCCAAAGGAACCACCGCCUGCAACCUUCAGGCUCAGAGGAAAGUCAAAAUAUUUAAGGAGCAGUGACGCUGCUUCUGGUUCACCUCCAGCAUUGACUUGUACUCCAAGAUGAAGUUGAAGGAGGAUAUGAAUCCCCUGCUUCUGCAGGUCUUUCGCUCCGUGGUUUGGGUCUACUCUGUCAUCACCUUCAUACCAUGGUACUUCUUCUCCGGAGCUGGCAGCAACUUGGAGCGGGCUCGCCGGAUCAAGGCACGCUCAGUUAGUAGACACCCAGCAGGGCCUUACAGGGCCAUCAACAACCAAGACAAGCUGGUGGCAUGGCAGCACCCCGGUGUGGACACCCUGGACAAAAUGUUUGAAUAUGCUGCAGUGAGGUUUCCGCAGAGAGACUGUCUGGGCACCAGGGAGGUGCUCAGUGAGGAGGAUGAGCUCCAGCCUAAUGGCAAGGUCUUCAAGAAGGUAAUUCUAGGGAACUAUAACUGGCUGUCCUACGAGGGAGCUUAUCAUGCGGCAAAGUGUUUCGGCAGCGGCCUGGCAGCUCUCGGCCAGAGGCCCCAGUGUAACAUCGCCAUCUUCUGUGAGACCAGAGCAGAGUGGAUCGUGGCAGCGCAAGCGUGCUUCAUGUACAAUUUCCCACUCGUGACCCUGUACGCCACUCUCGGACCCACGGCCAUCUCCCACGGUCUGAACGAGACCGAGGUCACGCACAUCAUCACAAGCAAAGACCUGCUUCAGAGCCGCCUCAAGGCCAUACUGUGUGACGUGCCGAGGCUGCAGUAUGUCAUCGUCGUCGACAGUAAACCCACGAGCUGGCCAAACAUCCCCAGAGGCAUUAUGAUCUACAGCAUGGACGCCGUGAAGGAGAUGGGAUCCAAGCCUAACAAUAUGGCAGUAGACCGCAGACAGCCAGAGCCCUCGGACAUCGCCGUCAUCAUGUACACCAGCGGCUCCACAGGCAUCCCCAAGGGUGUCAUGAUCUCCCAUGGCAACAUCAUUGCUGGAAUCACUGGCAUGGCUGAGCGGAUUCCAAACCUCAAUGAAACAGACACCUACAUCGGCUACCUGCCGUUGGCUCACGUAUUAGAGCUCAGCGCUGAACUGGUGUGCAUCUCACAUGGCUGUCGCAUCGGCUACUCCUCUCCUCAGACUCUAGCCGACCAGUCCACCAAGAUAAAGAAGGGCAGUAAAGGGGAUACUAGCGUGCUGAAACCUACUCUCAUGGCUGCUGUACCAGAGAUCAUGGAUCGAAUCUACAAGAAUGUGAUGACCAAAGUGGAGGAGAUGAGCAAAUUCCAGAAGACACUCUUUGUGCUGGCUUAUAACUACAAGAUGGAGCAGAUCUCCAGGGGCUACAGCACACCUCUCUGUGACAGUCUGGUGUUCAAAAGGGUGCGUGCACUGUUGGGAGGCAACACGCGGGUGCUGCUUUCUGGCGGAGCUCCACUCUCGGCUGCCACACAGCGCUUCAUGAACAUCUGCCUGUGCUGCCCCGUGGGCCAGGGCUACGGCCUGACAGAGACCUGUGGAGCUGGCACCAUCAGUGAGAUGUGGGACUACAGCACAGGACGGGUUGGUGCUCCGCUGGUUUGCUCUGAGAUCACACUGAAGGACUGGGAGGAGGGUGGUUACUACAGCACAGACAAACCAAACCCAAGGGGGGAAAUUUUGAUUGGUGGUCCCAACGUGACGAUGGGUUACUACAAAAAUGAAACUAAGAACCGCGAUGACUUUUUUGUGGAUGGGAACGGCCAGCGAUGGUUCUGCACCGGAGACAUCGGAGAGUUCCACCCUGACGGAUGCCUCAAGAUCAUUGACCGUAAGAAGGACCUGGUGAAAUUGCAGGCAGGCGAGUACGUCUCUCUAGGAAAAGUGGAGGCUGUUCUGAAGAACUGCUCACUCAUAGACAACAUCUGUGCCUACGCCAACAGUGACCAGUCGUACGUGAUCAGCUUUGUGGUGCCUAACCACAAGCAGCUAAUGGCGGUGGCAGAGCAGAUGCAGGUGAGGGGCACGAUGGAGGAGAUCUGCAACAACCCCCAGAUGGAGAAAGAGGUCCUCAGCAUCAUCACUGAGGCUGCUAUAUCAGGAAAACUGGAGCGAUUUGAGAUCCCCAAGAAGAUCCGUCUGAGUGCUGAGCCCUGGACACCAGAAACUGGCUUGGUCACUGACGCAUUCAAACUAAAACGCAAGGAGCUUAAAACACACUACCAGGAAGACAUUGAGAGGAUGUACGGUGGAAAAUAACCCACAGACACACUCCAAAACAACACGGAAACACAUACACAUGUAUACUUGCACACAUACACAAGGAGCUCAGAAGCCACUACCAGGGCUACUUGCAGAGGAGUUCAACAUAAGAUAACGUUAACACUCACACACAUUAAUACAGACACAUAAAGCGCCUCAUGCACCACCUCCUCGGCUUCCCUGCGACCAGCUUCGAUCAACAGAGGGAGGGAGGGAGGGAGGGAGGGGGGGAAGAAAAAAAACAAACUUGAAUCCCGCUUAAUGCUCUCUGUGAAGACCAGAAGGCAGAAAGGUCCCACACAGACUACUGAAACCAGCCAAGAACGUGCACGGUGCAACGCAACUCGCCGCUCAUCUUUGACGGAUCUAGCCCUUUUAAGUUGCUAUGACAACCGAGGCAGCACACGGAGUCAGACGUCUGCAUGACUCGAAGUGAAACAAAAUGUCAGGCUAGAUGUGUCUGGAUCAGUGUCAGCGCACCCUCUCUGUUGCUUCUCCUUCUCCUGCCCCCCUGCUCUCUGGAGCCUCCCACCAGUUCAGCAUGGUCUUGGACUGAUAGUGCAGAUACCUGGCAGGAAAAUGGGGGUAGCAUGAGCCCGAUAGAGGGAUCCCGCCUGGGCUUUAAGUAACAUUCAGGUUGGAAUCUAUGCAGGGAUCUCGUUAAAUCUUUUAAAUUGAUUUUAUUUGGGGUUUUUUUUUUAAAUCUGUGAUGCUAUGUUUCCUCCAUGUUUAGUUUAUUAGCUUCGAAACCAAUCUGAUGAGUGUUUUUGUGUGUGUAAGGAUUUGGCGGCCAUGAGAGAUUGAGCAUUAUUAAAGGAAACAUUUUCUAUUGUUUUUUUUACCAUUAUUUUAUGGGUGCAUUAUUCCGAGGGUUUUUAUUUCUUUAUCCUCCUGUUUUUUAUUGCCAAUUUGUUUACGCUAAUUAUAUUUUAAUGAACUUUGUUUACUAGCUUUUUUUUUUUUGUCUAUAUCUCCCCUUAUUUGCCUGUGUUCCAAAGUUUGUACUUUUUGAGUGUGUGUUUACUGACUUGACAAGUAGAAGUCUUCAGUCCCUUCUGCUUUCGGCCUUUGCAGCAGGGUCAAACAUCAAUUGUAAAAGGCAACCAUUGAGAAUUUUUUCCAUUCCUGCUCAUUAACCCCCCCCAAGCUUAAAUUUUUUUCAAUGUCUUAGCAGCCCCUGGAUGCCUCCCAACCUGUGUCUUAUUGGUUAUUCUGUUAGUCCGUUGACAUACUGUAGCCCUGCCACAUCUGCCACGUAUUCCUCCAGUCAUGACCAAUGCAUCGCAUGGACGUCUCCAAGGGAAGGUAGCCUGUAGGAAAAUAGUUAGCCUUCAGUGGUUGUUCCUCCCAGUUUCUGUACAUUUUAUCCUUUUUUUUGCCAUAGGUUACGAAUACAUAGCUGCUGUUACCUUUUUUUUUUUUACUUCUAAAUAUGAAAUAUAAAAUGAAUGUGCAAUAUUUAUACACAAAUUUUAAAAAGUAUGUAGGAAGGAAAAACGCACAUACAGAAGCCCCUCCAUAGUGUAUGAAUGUUUAGGCCUGUCCACUUCAGUGCAUAUUAGAAGACUUGUAGGGGACAUCAGCAUAGGAAUAAAGAAGAGGAUGGUAGAGAGACACUGACAGGGAAGUCUAGAUGUAGCCCACUUGAACGUACUGUGCUAAAUAAUGUAAUGUCCUUUUUAAUAAGACUGUAAAGUGAAAAAAAAUCUCAUAUUUGGCAUUGUAGAAAUCGCAUGAUGAAAAGCGUGCGACUGUACCAAAGCGCUUGAAUAUGCAUUUGAGAGAAAAACGAGAGUCGCACUCCAGUCGAACAACUGAAGAAACUCCUUAUGAACACACUCCUUAUUUAAUAGUGAGUAAUAUAGCAAAAGCUCACUUGACCUCAUAGAGUGCGAGUAACAUUUCUGUGUCUUCAAUUUGGUUUAUGUGUAUGUUACUGUAUGUGCAAUGUAUAUAAAAAGGUCAACUGCCAUUUAUUUAAACUCCUGUACAAUAUUCUAUACAUUCAUUACUGUAGGCUUUCAGAUUGGUGGGGAUAUUCUCUGUAUGAAGGACACCCUUGCUUCAGUCUUUAUUUCUUCUCUCAAUGGGCAGAAGAUGAAAUAAUGUUCGGUCAGUGGUCCUUUGUAAGGGCAACAUCUGUCCCACAGCUGCCCUCUCGGUAUGCAGAAAUCCUGCUUUGCAUUAACUGAAGACAUUUAGCAUUGAUAACAGGUACAGGCACUCACUCGAACUACUUCUCUUAUCAUAUGUCUACUGGCUCAACGCAGAAGGGGGUUAUUUUAGCAUGUACAAAUUUGACAAACGCUGUCAUGACGAGGUGGGAACUCAUUCCUCCCUUCCUGUUUUUUUAUAACGUGUCUCUCUCCUGACAUUUCAGUGGAAAGUCAGUAGCUUAAUGUGCUGUUUUGCUGCUUUUCCUCUGCCUGGCUAGAGGCAGCUAGUUGCCUUCUGACACACAUGAGCUGUCUUCAGGGGUCUUAAGAAUGUGAAGCGCUCCCUGGGUUUUUGUUGAUAGCACACAUGUCCAUGUCCUAAUACACCCAUUUGUACAUCCAAUGGCGAGGCAAAGACAGCGGGUGGUGCGAAGAUGAAUUUUUACCUUCGCUGUUGUUUUAUUUUUUUUGUUGCUUGGGUUGUAAAUAAGUUGAGAGAGGAGGGGAUCAGUGAUCAAACUACAUUCAAUCUACCAAUAAUUGUACAGUUGUAAAGUAUCCUGCUAACAUAUUUAAUAAUCUUUGUUACUGACCAUUUUUUUUGGGGGGGGGGAUCUCCUCCUUGUUUUGUGUGGUUAAGUGACCCAGCAAGUCAGGUUAUUGCAAGUGUCUCCUUCCUUUUAUUUAUUUGUGAUUUGGCCUUGAAAAAUAUGUAAUGAAAUAAAAAAGUUUGUGUUGUAAUUACUGUCA